Dermacentor silvarum is the source of this 477-nucleotide messenger RNA. RefSeq lists its product as uncharacterized. The coding region runs from base 1 to 477 and encodes 158 amino acids. The record is from RefSeq and is a predicted model, not a curated record. The transcript has 2 exons. NCBI's taxonomy places the organism in Eukaryota, Metazoa, Arthropoda, Arachnida, Ixodida, Ixodidae.
AUGCGAGAGCUAGUGAAAUUAGAAGGCACGUUGAUUGACGCCGCCAGAGGAAGACAAUUAUUGGCUGACGACCACCGAAACGCAGCAUUAGGCGUGCACGCAGCUGAUUUUGAUGUAAGCUGUCUCUCGCCGCAGUUCUUACUUAUUCUUUCUAUUUUGUCCAAUGUGGAGUCUUUAUCAAUUGAAAGCAUUUCGAAGACUCUGCAGGCAAAAUCUGAACAAAUCGAUGAGCUGCUAAACCAAGUCGUCAAACAAAUGCAACUUUUUUCUGUAUCUGUAUACACAGCUUCGGCAGAACGCUCAUUCAGCGCUUUAUGCCGAAUAAAAACAUAUUUGCGGGACCACAUGACGCAGAGGAGGCUAACACAUCUCACUCUGCACGUUCACAAGGAAAGGACCGCCAAGCUGAAUUUAGAAGACGUGAUCAAAGAAUUUGUCACCAGGGCUCCUGAGCGAACGGCCACUUUUGGUCUUUGA